CAAACCUGAAUAUGAGAAUGAGAAUGCUAUGUUUUGAAGUUUUGGUUUUGAUUGAUGGAUUAAAGAUGGACGUCUCCUUUUAAGUGAUUUAUGUGACAGUUUUGAAUGACGAUACGUGAAUUGUCUAGAAACACAAGAAGUCAAAAUGAUAUACCGUACAUGGUUAUUGACACGAUUUGACAUCUAGGGAACAUCGUUUGUUUUGAUAAAAAAUUUCAAUUUGAAAAAAUAACCAAUCAUUGUCUGGGAUUAUAUUAAAUUGAUAAUGGCUACUUCGACUUCAGAGGAAUGUCAAGAGCCACUUGUUACUGAUGCAGCACUUGAGAAACUACAAAUAGCUGUCGAACAAUUGUAUCACUUCCGAGACUUUUUCUUUGAAAGUCAUUCAAUAGAUGAAGCCUAUAGAAAAAAUGAUCUACUGAAAGAAAAAAUGGAUGAGACCCUUCAGUUGUUUACUGAACUGAAAGGUCAAGCAGACAAAUCUGACAAAGCAAGAUAUCUUUUCUUGUUGGGUAGGACUUUGAAUGUGAUGUCAGAUGUCAAUACUGAAGCUGAGGAGUGUCUUUCAAAAGCCCUAAAACUCAAUCCUGGAUUAGUUAAUGCUUGGAAUGAGCUAGGUGAAUGCUUUUGGAAGCGAGGCAAGACAAGGGAUGCAAUGAAUUGCUUUGAAAAUGCUCUCUCACAUGCCCGUAACAGAGUAUCCCUGCGAAGUUUGUCUAUCACAUACAGAGAUGAAGCAUCGAGGGCUAAAACUACGGAAGAGCGCCGACGAUUAGUUGAGCUGGGAGUGAAAGUGGCCAAAGAGGCGGUUGCUCAUGAUUUUGAUGAUGGUACUUCUUGGGCAAUACUUGCCAAUGCACAUCUCUCAGAAUUUUUCAAUGUGGCUCAAAACCCUCUCUUUCUUAAAUCUGCCUUAGCAGCAUAUGCCUGGGCUGAGAAAGACCCAAUCACACGAAGCACUGCUGAAUUUCAUUACAACAAGGCAAUAACACUUAAAUAUGAUGAAGAUUACAAACAGGCAUUAGAAGCAUUUAGUGUUGCUUGUUCCUUGGAUCCCACUUGGGAAAGUGCUGCUCAGAAGUUGGAAGAUUUAAUUAUUUACUUAGGUAAAAUUCAUGAGCUGGUAGAGAAAAAAGGCAAAGUUGGUGGAAAAAAACUUCAAGGAAUGUUAAAGAACCUGAGCCCAGACCUUUUAGGUCCCUACAAAGAACAAUUCAAAGAUUUAAACAUGACUCUUUGCCCAUUAACUGAAUUGACUCCUGGUUGUGUAAAUAAAGGUAAAGUGGUGCUAGGAAGAGUCGUGUGCCAUGUCCGACAUGAUGAUGGGGUACCAUUUCUGUUUUGCAUGACUGACAAACAACAGAAUACUGUAGCAGUUUCGGUGUACAAUCUUGCUGAGGGAAAAGGAGUAAUCAUUGGUGAUGCCGUGGCCAUCCCAGAGCCAUACUUCUUCCAGAAACAUGUCUCACAUAAAGAUAAAGAGUACAGCUUUGGUUCCGUGCGAGUCAAUUCACCCAUGAUGUUAGUUGUGAAUGGAAAAAAGCUAGGGCAAGAUUGUGAAGCUGGAAUUACACUAUCCACGUUCAACAAGCCAGACUGAGAAUUUGACAAUUACUGUUUAAUGAAACAGUCUUACAUUCCAUUCACGCAAGUUUAUUCUUACAUAGCUGUUUGGUAUGUAAACUCCGGCAAUCCAUAACUUAACUUUUAUUUUAAAUCGGCAGGAUUCACUUCUCAUUUUAUACGACUAGCUUAAUUGUCUGCUCUGUGAUUAACAUUUUUGUCUGUGAUUAACUGUGUAUGUUGAAAAGGAAAAGACACAGUCUAACACGAUCUCUGAAGGAAAAAGUUAUGACUCAACUCAGCUUAGCUUUGUUUAUCUCUAUUUAUACAUAUAAUUAUUUUUUGUUUUAAGUUUGUACAAGGUUACAACCCAUCUAUAAUUUGUCUAAGCAGUGAUUCUUUUAGGAUAGUUAUAUCAAUUCUAAGUCAUAACAUCACUAAACAAUGAUUAUUUUUUUUUAAAUUCGGGUCCAGAAAGUCUUAUCUUUUAUUUCAU
This is a messenger RNA of Frankliniella occidentalis (western flower thrips), 2059 nucleotides long. RefSeq names its product tetratricopeptide repeat protein 5. Lineage: Eukaryota; Metazoa; Arthropoda; Insecta; Thysanoptera; Thripidae. The record is from RefSeq and is a predicted model, not a curated record. Gene Ontology annotation, molecular function: protein binding. The coding region runs from base 266 to 1600 and encodes 444 amino acids. The transcript has 10 exons.